GUGAUUGAACGUAUUAAUUUAAAUAGUAAGGACUACUUUCUUUCUUUCAAACUUAAAUGAGCAUUCGUAUCAAUGUCGAAAAAGCUGUUAUAAGAUGCUUGCGGGAUUCAGCUGUAAAACUGUCAUAACAAAGGAUUUGUAAACGAUACUAUUCUUAAAACCGUUCAUGGUUCCGUUUCCUCUUCACUUGCUGUCAAAAUUUGAGAUUUGUUUACAUUUCAAGCUUAAGAUAUUCCUUUGAAAAAAGGAUGGCUGUAAAUCCCAUUAAAUAUUUAAGUAAAGAUUUAAUUAAUAAACCAACACCUCUGGACGUGUGGCUACAAGGAACUAUUGAACAAACUGUGGGUAAUGAUAUAUUAAUAAUCUCAGAUAAUUUUGGAAAAGUGAAAAUAACAAAAUUGGAAUCGGCUGAUGGAGUCGUGGAUACCAAGAGUUUAUGCAAAGGCACAUAUUGUUGCAUAAUAGGUGUGGCAGUAAACACUAAAGGUCUUCCAGAAGUUCAGGCCACUAAAUUUAUAGACCUUAGUAUGCAGCCUCAAAUGAAAAUGUCUUGGGAGACUGAAGUACAAGAAGCACAAUUACUAAUACAAGGAAAAAUUUUACCUACAGUCAAAUAAAAACAGGUAACGUGUUUAAGAGCAGUGUGAUGAGUGAAAUGACAGAAGAAAUAUGUUUUGGAGAACAAAAGCUUCGUUUUGGUGACCAUAUGUGGGUGGGACAGGUGGGAAGGGCAGGGAGAUGACAAUGAAUUAAAUAAAAUAUUUUUUUUAUAAAACAAAGUAUAUUUCCCCAACCUCUACAAAUAUAAUCUGGAAUGAAGUAUAUAAAAUAUUUAUUUUUACCUUUAUUUAAACUGUGGAUACAUUCACAUAAAUGAUAUUAAAUCUCUAAAUAAUUAUUUUAACUUUUAUUUGAAUGUAUGAGUAGUGCAAACUCAUUGUGACAAUAAUUUUUGCAUUAUUACUAAUUAAAGUUCUUGCAUUUUAUUAACUCAUCAUAUAAAAAUCUAGUAACAUUCAUAUCUAUCAUUUUUCUCUCAAUUUAAAGUGUAUAAAUAAUUAAAAACAUAUAUGUAAAUCAUUAUUUAAAUCAAAAUAUAUAACAUAUACUACUUGCAAUAUAAAUUUCAAAUAACCAACAAAAUUGUUAUUACAAAAUGCCUAUGUAAAAUGCCUUUAUUACAUGCACUAUACAAUAGAUGUAGAUCUUGAACACAUAUUAAUGAAAAAUUUAAUGUAUAUCAUCGGUUUUUAAUCAAACUAUUAACAAUAAGUCACAAAAUUGUAAUGUACAAUUGGGUAAUCUUGCGCUGUUUGACCUAUAAGCAAACAGUUGUUCAAACAUUGUGUACACAAUGAUACAAGGAUGUAUUAUUAUCAAUAACCAAUUAGAUGCACCUUCAAAUGUGUGUACAAUAAAAGUCAGUCAGUGAUACAUGUCUUAUUGCUUUUUGUUUACUUAACUCAUUGCUAAUUAAUUCUUUAUUUGUACGAAAAGGUGGAGUUUGUCUCGUUUCAAGAGACAAGGCAAUGUUUCUGUAUGUAGCAUCCGCAGAUUUUCAUUUUCAUUUUGUGGACUUUAAAAUGUCUAUUUAAUUUGGACCGACUUAAGGUUUUUUUUUAUUUUUAGGCUAGCUAACAAAACUGUUUGUGAUACCACACCAUUAUACCUAUAUAAUAA
This is a messenger RNA of Papilio xuthus (Asian swallowtail), 1680 nucleotides long. RefSeq lists its product as uncharacterized. The record is from RefSeq and is a predicted model, not a curated record. Gene Ontology annotation, biological process: regulation of sister chromatid segregation; DNA repair; maintenance of rDNA. The transcript is spliced from 2 exons. The coding region runs from base 249 to 617 and encodes 122 amino acids. Lineage: Eukaryota; Metazoa; Arthropoda; Insecta; Lepidoptera; Papilionidae. Gene Ontology annotation, cellular component: nuclear speck; cytosol.